This is a messenger RNA of Bombina bombina (fire-bellied toad), 4414 nucleotides long. It is a transcript of the gene CLEC16A, whose product is annotated as C-type lectin domain containing 16A. Gene Ontology annotation, biological process: endosome to lysosome transport; regulation of autophagosome maturation; endosomal transport. The transcript has 17 exons. Bases 94 to 2439 code for a protein of 781 amino acids. The record is from RefSeq and is a predicted model, not a curated record. NCBI's taxonomy places the organism in Eukaryota, Metazoa, Chordata, Amphibia, Anura, Bombinatoridae. Gene Ontology annotation, cellular component: endolysosome membrane; late endosome.
UUGUGCCAGUGGCGAAGCUGAUGAUGUUGUGACCUGGAGUCGCUGUGCUGGGUCGGGAUAAUGAGCUAAGAUAGUGUUUUACAGCCCUCAGGCAUGUUUGGGAGGUCGAGGAGUUGGGUGAGCGGCGGCUCCGGCCGGUCCGGUUCUAAUGUGCAUUCACUGGACAGACUCAAGUAUAUGUAUCAUGUUUUAACGAAGAACACAAUAGUUACUGAUCUGAAUCGCAAUUUGUUAGUGGAGACGAUUCGCUUAAUCACAGAAAUUCUCAUUUGGGGAGAUCAGAAUGACAGCUCUGUUUUUGACUUCUUUCUGGAAAAGAAUAUGUUCGUCUUCUUUUUGAAUAUUUUGCGGCAGAAGUCUGGGCGCUAUGUCUGCGGGCAGCUUCUUCAGACUCUGAACAUCCUGUUUGAGAAUAUAACCCACGAGACCUCUUUAUGGAGUUUGUCUCCCUGGGCGUGGUUAUUGUACGACAACCUUGGGUUGUUCUAUGUUGUGCAGAGUGAAAUGAUCCUUUGGAUAUAUAUGGUACUUUAUAUUACUACUAAAAUCAAAUCUACAAAUAUUUGCUUUUUUUUUUUCCUUUUUCUUUUAGAAAUAGAGAUGGUUAUCAUGGACAGGUCAAAAGCAUCAGAGAAGCUGGCGUCUUCUGUAACUGAACAGAACAUAACAGACGAGGAAAAAAGUGCAGCUGCCGCUGAGGGUAAUCAGAGCAGGCCGUUCCUUGACAUGGUGUAUAGUGCGUUGGAGUGCGCCGAGGAGGAUUACUAUGCUCUCUUUGUCUUGUGUCUGCUGUAUACAAUGUCCCACAACACAGGAAUACAUCAAACUAAGCUGGAAAGAAUCCAAUUGCCGCCUCAUCUUGCAAAAGAAAAUCGUUCUUACAAUCAUGUUUUGUCUGAAAGGCUUAUCAGACUAAUGAGCCAUGCAGCCCAGCCAGAUGGGAAAGUGCGUCUGGCUACGCUAGAGCUUGCGUGCAUUCUUUUAAAGCAGCUAGUGCUGUCUGAAAGUGGCUGCGUUAUCAAAGACGUCCAUCUCGCCUGUUUGGAGGGUGCAAAAGAAGAAAGUGUUCACCUGUUGCGACAUUUUUACAAGGGAGAGGAAAUUUUCCUGGACAUGUUUGAAGAUGAGUACAGGAGUAUGACCAGCAAACCACUAAAUGUAGAAUACCUUAUGAUGGACGCUUCUAUCCUUUUGCCACCAACGGUGACGCCCCUGACCGGCAUUGAUUUUGUAAAGAGACUGCCUUGUGGGGACGUGGAGCGGACACGCCGAGCAAUAAGAGUGUUCUUUAUGCUCCGCGCAUUGUCGCUACAACUCCGAGAGGAACCGGAGACACAGUUACCGCUGACAAGAGAGGAAGAUCUCAUAAAAAUAGACGACGUGUUAGACCUCAAUAACAGUGACCUGAUUGCCUGUACAGUGAUAACAAAAGAUGGGGGUCAGAUGCAAAGAUUCCUGGCUGUUGAUAUCUAUCAGAUGAGUUUGGUUGAACCAGACAGCAAGCGCCUCGGCUGGGGUGUUGUCAAGUUUGCAGGAUUACUACAGGAUAUGCAGGUAACCGGAGUAGAAGAUGACAGCAGAGCCUUAAAUAUUACGAUCCACAAACCAGCUUCAAGUCCCCACUCCAAGCCGUCCCCCAUCCUCCAGGCCACAUUCAUAUUCUCAGAUCACAUCCGUUGUAUCAUAGCAAAGCAGCGGCUGGCAAAAGGACGCAUACAGGCACGGCGCAUGAAAAUGCAGAGGAUAUCAGCACUCCUGGAUCUGCCGGUGCAACCUUCCACAGAAGUUAUGGGUUUUGCACAGACCUCUGCAACUGCAGCACCUCACUUACCGUUCCGGUUCUAUGAACAGUCUCGGCGCAGUAUAUCUGACAUUGCUGUACAGAGAUCAGUUUUUGCAUCAGUAGACAAGGUGCCAGGUUUUGCCGUAGCCCAGUGUAUAAACCAGCACACUUCAUCGCCAGCACCGCCCCCCUCCCCACCUUCCAGCGGAAGCUCCAGCAGCAGCACCGGACCCUGCGAUUCCCAGACAGCCAGCUCGACCUCCACUCCCUCUGCAACCCAAAGCCCGUCAGGUACUGGUCAAGAUGACACUUCUAUUUCUGACCAUCCACAAGCGACCAUCUUCAGUCAGUUGGAGUCUGCAGGAGAGCCGCCAUCACCGGGCCCCAAGACAAGGAAGAGUUCUUUAAGGAAGGCUGACUUAGAAGUGACAAGCCUGGCGCCCACUCUUGUUCCAGCUGCCCAGCCAACCAUCUCUUUAUUAUCAGACGGUGAUACAGAUGCGCUGAGUGUGGAAUCUCUUACGUUAGUGCCUCCUGUCGACUCGCACAGUAUUCACACAUUUGGUUGCAUUUUGCAAACUUCCACAGACUCAGAAAGUCAGAAAAAAGAUGGCAGUGCCGGCAGCACAGAGGUGGCAGAUACGGAUGUACAGUGACAACCGAGUGGGAAAGACAUACCUUUAUUUUUGUGACCUACUGUUAAAAGCCAUAACGGACAGCCAAGGUGAACGUGCAGCUACCGCUUCACUAGAACUUGCACAUCUGGCAUUUUGUCGUGUGCUGACACCCGCACCCUAAACAUUCAGCAAGAACAUUCAUGUACAGAAGCAGCCCUUCAUGUAACUGCUGCAACCAUCUAAGUCCUGCUGCUUCCAUGUUGAUAUUUUUAAACUGUAAAUGGAAAAUAUAAGACCAGUAAAUGUCUCCGGUUUUAAAGCUGCUGCCUGCUUUGUAUGCGCAAUUCUGGGCCACUUUAUGUUUAAAUUUGUUUUAUUCACGGUGGAAAAUCCUCCUCUCAUUUCUACAACUCCACCGGGAACCCAAGGAGGUUCCUUUAUCACAGGCAGAGAGGCGGCAGCCGAAUCUGCACUACCUGAUGCAUUCAAUCUCUUAUUUCAAUCUCCUUCACUUGUGUUUCUUUAUAUGUUAAUGCAAGGAUCACAUGAUCUCAUUUGUUAGAGCAUCGUAUUGUUACAUAAAUAUUCCUUGGUAACUGUGUGUGGAACCCUCAGCAAAGGUUCUGACAAUGACACAGCUUGUGAGUGUUGGAUAUCUGCAUAUGUGUUUAACCCCUGAAAACACAUAGUUACACACUGUCUCAGCAGUAGCCACAGUAAAUUGCUGCAGGAUGGCUGCCAGUGGGCCAAUCAGAAGCUGCAUAUGCACAUAGCCACUAAUCACCAGCUGUGUAAUUUUCCAGACCUGCUUGAAAGUGCAUCUGCAGCUGGAGCCUAAUUAUGUGUUUAAACCUUUGAUGGCAGUCGAACACAUAAUUACCAAAGAGCAUUUUUGUAAAAAUUACACACUCAACAAAUAAGAACAAUAUUUUAUUAGCAUUUCCCUCUAAUCAGUACUUAAUUUCAGAAUGCUUUGAAAUCCUUAACUCACCAUGUAAUGAUUUGCAUUGCAGUGCAUUCCUGCUCUGGCAGCUACAUGGUUAAACAGGCUUUCCCUUGCAAGACCACAAACACAUAAAGUGAUUGAGAAAACUUCACUCUCAAAGUGUGUUUUAGGACUUAAUUAUUUAAAGUAAUGAUAUUAGAACCAAUGAACUCAGCAAUCCCUUACCUACCCAGGAACAAACAGCUUUGCUACUCUAGGUUAUGCAAGUGCUUGUAAUAGCCAAGUAGCUUUCAUCUUUAUGGCAAUCAGAGCCUGUUCUUGAAACAUUUAAACUAUUAUUUUGUAAAAGAUCAGGUAAAGAGAUGUAUUUCUAUAGGAAACUUGCUUUAUUUUUACUUGGUGUGGUAUUUUGUGUCCCAUUAAGAUUGCACCAGAUGCAAUUAAUUGCUAAAGAUGAUUUUUCCUACAAGCCUUUAGUUGUCUUACAGCAGUAUUGUGUCCUUGUGACCAUUGCUCCAGUCUUUGUUGGUCUCAGAAAGGGGAGGAGGUAUAGGUUGAAAGCCAGACACAAAAUGCUGGGUUACUGGCCCUGAUUAUAUGAUCAAAACACCAGGGGGAACCGCUAACUGUCUGUGGCACAAAAUUAAUUUGAAUUUACAAAACUAGAUCUUAUAUUCAUUGAAAAACUAAUAGCUUUUGUAGUUUUAAAGCCACCUCAAAAGAAAACCUUACCCCCCCUGACCCAUAAAAGACAUUAAUGCCUCUCAACAUGAGCAAAUAAGCUCCCUUGUACAGAGCAAAUCCUUUCCUUACAGUACAAUGUGCAUCAGCUAGUUCCUGUCUCUAAUAUGGAGGAGAUUAGUCAUUUGUUCCUCUCCUGUAUGGUACCUAGUAAUUCUAGUGGUAUUUAUUUACCAUUCCUUAAGUGAUCUCUAGUUAGAGGGUUCAGACUUUAAUUGUCGGGAGGUUUUCUGUUAUGCAGUUACACACCAGUAUUGUGUUUUUUUGAAUAUAUAUAUUUUCUUCUAAACAUAUAGAAAUCAUAACUGAAUAAACUAAUUAAGUGUU